This is a messenger RNA of Nerophis ophidion (straightnose pipefish), 6154 nucleotides long. RefSeq names its product tripartite motif-containing protein 54-like. NCBI's taxonomy places the organism in Eukaryota, Metazoa, Chordata, Actinopteri, Syngnathiformes, Syngnathidae. Gene Ontology annotation, molecular function: zinc ion binding. Bases 64 to 1332 code for a protein of 422 amino acids. The record is from RefSeq and is a predicted model, not a curated record. The transcript is spliced from 9 exons.
GACUUUUCUAGCUCGCCUCCUUCACUUUUUGCCCUCUGGGACGCCGUGUCUACUGCGUCCAUCAUGGAGAGUCUGGAAAAGCAGCUCAUCUGUCCCAUUUGUCUGGAGAUGUUCUCCAAACCGGUGGUCAUCUUACCAUGUCAACACAACCUCUGUCGCAAGUGUGCCAACGACAUCUUCCAGGCAUCCAACCCCUACCUGUCAACCAGAGGUAGCUCCACCUUAUCUUCAGGAGGUCGCUUUCGCUGCCCGUCCUGCCGCCAUGAGGUUGUUCUGGAUCGCCACGGAGUGUAUGGACUGCAAAGGAACCUUCUGGUGGAGAACAUCAUUGACAUGUAUAAACAAGGAACCAGCAGCAAAGUGACACUACCGGCAAUAGAAAGAGUGGAGCAUCCCACUUGCGAUCAGCAUGAGAAUGAGAAGAUCAACAUCUACUGCGUGAGCUGCGCCACCCCCACGUGUUCCUUGUGCAAGGUGUUCGGAGCUCACAAAGAUUGCGACGUGGCGCCUCUCGAAGAUGUCUUCGCCAAGAAGAAGGCCGAGCUGAGCGAGUGCAUCGCAAUGCUGGUGGGCGCCAACGAGAGGAUUCAAGCCGUCAUCGCUCAGGUGGAGGAGACGUGCAUAGUUGUGGACGACAACGGUCGCAGACAAAAAUCGGAGGUUUGCGAGUCAUUCGACCACCUCUUCGCCGUCCUGGAGGAACGAAAAAGUCAAAUGAGCGUACGAAUUAACACCGAGCAGGAGGAGAAGAUGGACUACAUCAGGGGCCUGAAGAGAAAGUACAACGAACACCUGGAAAAUACCAUCAAGCUUGUGGAGAACGGCAUCCAGACCAUGGACGAGUCUGAGAUGGCUGUCUUUCUGCAGGCUGCCAAGCCGCUGCUGCACAAGAUCACGGCAGGCUGUGACAUUUCUCACCUGGACAAAGUGCAGCCUGGAUACGAGAAGAUGGAGCACUUGACCGCUAACUUUGAGCGUCAGAGGAGGGCGCUGAUGAGCUUGGGCUUCCUGAAGCCAGGCGAGGAGGAGGAUGGCAAUAAAGAGAAUAAAGCCGUGGAAGUCAGAAGGUCAAAAUUGGGCGGAGUGUCAGGACUUGCAGCCAAUCAUCAAUCCGCUCCUUCACAGUCACACAUUGUUGGACCCUUAAUGGCCCCGCAACCUCCAACCUUACAGGCCAAAGUUCCUCCUACGGACAGCCAGGCUCCGCCCUCUUCCGCCACACCUAUUGCUCCCACCUUCACACAGGCUUCAGGUGAUCUUCAGAACACCGUAGAUGACACAGACGACGCAAACAAACAUGUCUUCUCCUUCAGCUGGCUCAACCACAAGUGACUUCCUGCUACUCUUCAUCUUACUCUUUCUCAUCUUCUUACUCCCAUUUACUUUUCCCUCAUCAUCCUACUUUUCAUGCUCUUCAUUCUCCUCUUCCUCAUCUUACUCCUCCUCUUCCUACUCCUCAUCCUACUCGUCGUUUAUUUUCUUACUUAUGUUCAUGAAAUUUUUCUAAUUUUAUGUCAAAACAAUACACAUUUGUGUGUUCUCUUGUUUUAGCGUAUUGCAACAACAGACACCAGGUUGGAAUCAGACGAUUGGACGUAAAAACAGACUGUAUUAAUAUUUCACUCAAUGUGAAUGGAAGUGGACUUGCGGGCGAGACAAGAUGUAAUUCCAAGGUUUUAUUUUGAAAAGUGAUGCCAGCGGCUGCAGUGUGAUUGUGUACCAAAUUUAGCAUACAGUAAAUCCGAUAACAAGUAAAUACUUAUACUGAUACUAAUACAGAUACUUCCAUCCAUCCAUCCAUCUUCUUCCGCGGGUCGCGGGGACAGCAGCCUAAGCAGGGAAGCCCAGACUUCCCUCUCCCCAGCUACUUCGUAGUCUCUUCAUCGUGUCCUGGGUCUUCCCUGUGGUCUCCUAACAGUGGGAUGCGCCCUAAACACCUUGGCAGGUGUUUAGGCAAGUUCUCACCCUAUCUCUAAGGGAGAGCCCCGCCCCCUGACGAAGGAAACUAAUUUUGGCCGCUUGUACCCGUAAUCUUGUCCUUUCCGUCAUAAACCAAAACUUAUGACCAAAGGGGAGGGUAGGGACGUAGAUCGACCGGUAAAUUGAGAGCUUUGCCUUUAACCUUAGCUCCUUCUUCCCCACGACGGACCGAUACAGGGUCUGCAUCGCUGUAGACGCUGCACCAAUCCACCUGUCGAUCUCACGAUCUACUCUUCCUUCAAGAACAAGACUCCGAGGUACUUGAACUCCUACUUGGGGCAGGAUCGCCUCCUCCACCCGGAGAUGGUACUACACUCUUUUCCGGGUGAGAACCAUAGACUUGGACGUAGAAGUUCUGAUUCUCAUCCCAGUUCCUUCACACCCAGCUGCGAACAGAUCCAGUGAGAGCUGAAGAUCCUGGUCAGAUGAAGCCAGCAGAACCACAUCAUCUGGAAAAAGCAGAGACAUAAUCCUGCAGCCACCAAACCUAAUCUCCUCAACACCCCGAUUGCGAUUAGUAAUUCUGUCAAUAAAAGUUGUAAACAGAGGGGGAAAAGUGCACCUCUGGCAGAAUCCAACCCUCACCGGAAAUGGGUCCGACCUACUGCCAGCAAUGACACUUACCAUACUGGGAGAGGACUGCCACAAUCAGGCGGUCUGAUACCCCAUACUCUCUGAGCUCUCUCCACAGGACUUCCCGAGAGACACGGUCAAAUGCCUUCUCCAAGUCCACAAAACACAUGUAGACUGGUUGGGCAAACUUCCAUGCCCGCUCAAGGAUCCUGCCGAGAGUAUACAGUUAGUCCAGAGUUCCACGACCUGGACAAAAACCACACUGCUCCUCCUGAACCUGAGGUUCAACUAUCCGACAUAGCCUCCUCUCAAUUACACCUGAAUAGACUUUACUGGGAAGGCUAAGGAGUGUGAUCCCAUGAUAAUUGGAACACAGCCUCUUUUUAAAUAGAGAAACCACCACCCACAUCUGCCAAUCCUGAGGCGCUGGACAGGAAUAAAAUUAAAAUAUAUAUAUAUAAAUAAAUACAUGAGACCCUUAAAUCCAAUGGUGAAACCACAACCACCCAACUGCAGCCUAAGGUGUCUUGGUGCCAAGUGCACAUAUGGAUAUCCUUAAGUCUGAACAUGGUGUUUGUCAUGGAUAAUCUGUCAUGAGCACAAAAGUCCAAUAACAAAACACUCUAUUUCAGAUCAGAGCGGCUGUUCGUCGAAAUGUUGUGAUUGUGCCUUUAAUUUCUUGAUUGUAUUAAAAAUGAAACAUAUUUUAUUUCUAUACAGAUACAUACAUUUCAAUUUUCAUUUUCAUUUCAUUCAUUUAAAAAAACAAACAAAAAAAAACGAAUGAAUGAAAAGGAGUGGAAAGAUGUAUAAACCUAUAACAUCUGCUCCCUAUUGACACAAAUACAACAUAUGUUGUUUAACUUAGAAGACACAUUUCCACUGCACAACAUACAACAAAACAAACAAACAAAAUUAAAACACAAUUCUACUCAACAUUAUAUGUUUGCAUCAUUUUGAUUUUUGCAUGUUUUUAUUUACAGAAAGAAAUUAACAUUGUUUUGCUUCAACAUCCAGUUUGUUUUAAUACCUUUGAUUGACAUGCUUCUUUCUAUUGUUUUUGUUCUAAAAUUAUUAUUUUUUUAAUUUUACUUUCUCUUUUUACAAAUUUGUUUUGGUUGUUAUAAUUUUUCUAUGUGCUUUAUACAUGAUUUUAGUAUAUUGUACUCUACCAGCUAUUCAAAUUUCAAAAAGUUAAACUCUUUGAAUAUUGGGUUUGUGCAGAGUUGCCUGUAUGCAUUUCCACUAUUGACUUUUACAGCUCUUUCCUGUAAAAGGAAGAUUGGAUUUAAAUAUGUUUUACAGGCGGGAGGUGGCGACUUGUCAGGGUUGUACCCUGCCUUCCACCCGAAUGUAGCUGGGAUAGGCUCCAGCACCCCUAAGAGGGACAAGCAGUAAAUAAUGGAUGGAAGGAUGUUUUACAGGCUCUACCCCACACUUCAACCCAAUCUGUCAGAUAUGAAACAAUCACUGAAAUAUACAAACUAUACAAUGCUUUUUAAUUUAGCAAUUCCUUCAUCUAGUGUAAAAUAGAAAAAGAUUAAAAUAUUUUUACUUAUAUGACCCAUUUUCGUCAGUCAUAACACCCAAAAACGUAAUAUCUUUUGUUCCUUGACUCUCAAUUCCAGGAUAAAGUUAUUUUGACUGAAUAUAAAACACACUUAAACCAUUUUUGAAACCAUAGAACCAAUAUUUUUGCAAUUUCUCCAAUAAUACGUUAUGAUCAAGCGUAUAAAACGCUUUUUGAAGAUCUACAAAAGUACUAGCUAUCUAUUGCUGUUGAAAUUUCCUCUGCCAAAUCAAUUAUUGCUGUUGUAGUGGAGUGACUAUGUAUGCAGAUACCAUUGUAAUUUUGCCUCAUCCUUCACUUUAAGCGUGAGUAAAGAAUGUGUGAAGAAUGCACUACCGACCUGACAAGUCCGAAAGGGAAAGGGUUAAUACAAUAUUAUCUGCUCACAUAUGUUGCCUGGUGGUUGUUUGAGCACACUGCAGCUAGUCCUGGAUCGUCCCAUUCGUUAAUGUAUCAGUACCAUGCAAGAUUAUCACAGUUAUGAGGCAAAAAUACAUUAGCACUUACUGAAACAGCAACAAUUUCUCUAAGAUCUCUGAGAACUGUGGAAGCAGUGAUAUUCGUCAGUAAUUCGAGUACCUGCUUGUUUCCACCUUUGUAAAGUGCAAUUAUUUUGGUUGUUUCCAUAUGAUUUGGGAAUACAUCUUUCAUUAAUGACAAAUUACAAAUCUAUGAUGCUCUUUAUGAAUAACAUGUUCAUGUCUACAUAGUCGCUUGAAGUGUUAUUUGGACACUGCUGCAAAAUUAUUUAUAUUUCAAUAUUGUCCACUUCAUCAAGAAAAAUACUACCAACGUUAUACUUUAUACAAUUAUCAACAUUAACUUUUGGCACUUGUUUAGCCAAAGUAGGGCUGAUGUUUGCGACAAAAUUAUUAAAAUCAUUUCAUAUAUCAUUUUUGUUAUAUGCAUCUUCAUAAUCUUUGUUAAAAUAGCUUGAAAUUAUAAAUUUUUCUUUUCUAUUUUAGCACCAUGUUAAUUAUUUCCCAUGUGCCUUUUGUGUUAUCUAUAUUUUUGUCUAACAAGUGACUAUAGUAUUCCUUUUGAUGUCUUCACAUAAUUCAUAUCAAUUAGUUUUUAUUUUUUGUACCUCUCUUUUCAAUAUUUUGUCCUUGAUUUUAAAAAACAUUCUAUAUAAAAUAUUUUUUCGGACAAUGAUUUUUAUCCAAUUUGUCAUCCAUUGUGUGUUAAAUAACUUAUUUACCCAUCGCCUCCAAUUGUAAUUAUUUUACAGUUCAGAUCAUACAGACUAAUUAAUAUAUUAAUAAAUGAGUAUUCAUAUAAUCUUUUUACACUUCAUCGCAUGUGUUUCUUUAAGUCUUCUUUCAAAGCAUUUCAAAAUGCUUUUCCUGAUCUAUUUCUUAUGAAUAUCUCUUUUGAGUCUUGUAGUCAGGGCUUCACGGUGGCAGAGGGGUUAGUGCGUUUGCCUCACAAUACGAAGUUCCUGCAAUCCUGGGUUCAAAUCCAGGCUCGGGAUCUUUCUGUGUGGAGUUUGCAUGUUCUCCCCGUGAAUGCGUGGGUUCCCUCCGGGUACUCCGGCUUCCUCCCACUUCCAAAGACAUGCACCUGGGGAUAGGUUGAUUAGCAACACUAAAUUGGCCCUAGUGUGUGAAUGUGAGUGUGAAUGUUGUCUGUCUAUCCGUGUUGGCCCUGCGAUGAGGUGGCGACUUGUCCAGGGUGUACCCCGCCUUCCGCCCGAUUGUAGCUGAGAUAGGCGCCAGCGCCCCCCGCGACCCCGAAAGGGAAUAAGCGGUAGAAAAAAAAAAAAAAAUGGAGUCUUGUAGUCACUACAGUUAUAUAUUGGUUCUCAAUCAGAAAAUACAGGUAGAUAUUCACUCACAUCAGUCAUCAAAAUACCACCUACUAUUAUUCUUUCAUCAUUACUCAUAUUGGUAAAAUGUUGUCAAUAAUAGUUGCACAGUAUGUGCCGUAAUUCUGGUUAGUUUUAUUAUCAUAAGAAACAAUCUGGUGCAGUACAUACUGUUCAAAAACUCCUCUGAUGUUCAAAGUCUAAUAAAUCACCACAUAAAAACA